This is a messenger RNA of Helobdella robusta, 174 nucleotides long. RefSeq lists its product as hypothetical. NCBI's taxonomy places the organism in Eukaryota, Metazoa, Annelida, Clitellata, Rhynchobdellida, Glossiphoniidae. Gene Ontology annotation, molecular function: DNA-binding transcription factor activity, RNA polymerase II-specific; RNA polymerase II cis-regulatory region sequence-specific DNA binding. The annotation marks the transcript as partial. The transcript has a single exon. Gene Ontology annotation, biological process: regulation of transcription by RNA polymerase II; cell differentiation. The record is from RefSeq and is a predicted model, not a curated record. Gene Ontology annotation, cellular component: nucleus.
AAAAAGAAACGCAGAGUUCUUUUUUCCAAAAGUCAGACAUACGAACUUGAACGAAGGUUUCGACAGCAGAGGUACUUAUCAGCUCCAGAACGAGAACAUCUGGCAAGUAUUUUAAGGCUGAGUCCAACGCAAGUUAAGAUAUGGUUUCAAAACCACCGAUACAAGUUGAAAAAA